Schistosoma spindalis is the source of this 3978-nucleotide messenger RNA. NCBI's taxonomy places the organism in Eukaryota, Metazoa, Platyhelminthes, Trematoda, Strigeidida, Schistosomatidae. The record is from the annotation of a GenBank genome assembly.
AUGUUUAAAUCGCCGUAUGCGUUGUCAGCAAACAUGUCUUCGAUGGACGGUGAUCGUGGUGAUUUUGAUGAUGAUCAUGAUAGAGAUGAAGGGUUUCCGGACGAAGAUCCUCCGUUUCAGUCAGAAAAUACCUUUUCGGAUGAUGGGCGGUAUCAAGAUGACAUGCGGUAUCCAGAAGAUCGUUAUCCAGAUGAUUCCCCUGUGCAUAAGCAUGAUGACCGUUACCCAGGUCCUGGACCUCGCCACAUGAGAAUGAUGAGGCCCCAAUUCCGUCCAAGAUUCCAGGGUGGCUACAGGGGGCACCCACGAAUGCAGAUGCACGGUGGCGGUCGAGGGAAUUUUAUGCGAUCAGGAAUGGGUCCACAUCGUGGUCCUCAAUAUGAUGGUUACGGUCAUCCAAUGGGUAUGAAUCGAGGAUACCCACCAAGAUUUAGUCCACAGUAUCCUGGACGUUUUCAAGGCAUGAACGAAGACCAAAUGGAUGAACAGAUGGACGAAGCACAUCCUUCCGGCGACAUGAACUACCCAGGUCACGGGGAUAUGCCGAUGCCCCCUAAUUCGUAUUCUAAUAUGCAGCACAUGCGCAUGCGCGGUCCACCACCUCAAUUCAUGCCUCCUAACAAACAAAUGCCUCCUGACCAUCAACAACCAGGUGCUGUCCCUCCAGCGGGUUCGGGCGGACACCAGCCUUAUGGCACAAAUAAUUCAUUCAAUAAUCCACCUGGUUCUCAUUAUGGUGGGCCACAAGCACCUUACGGUGGACCUGGAGCUCCUUAUUCCGGAAAUCAAAACAAUCAGCCUUUCGGAGCCCCAUCAUUCAAUGGCCCUCCUGUGUCUCAGUUCGGCGGUCCUCCCUACAAUGGUCCUCCAGCGUCUCAGAUGGGCGAUCCUGGUUCAAAUCUACCAUCGGGUCAGCAGUUUGCUCCACCCACAAGGCCAUUUGGAGCACCUCCCGCUGGUCCCUUCCCUGUUCCUCCAACCGCUCCUUAUGGCGGCCCUGGACCUAACUCUCAACCUGCUGGGUCUUACAAUGGCCCUUCACAAUUUCCUGGAACACCAACCGGACCUCAAGGUGCUACGUCGCAGGGCACUACUUCAAAUGUUCAAAACAAUCUGCCACCAACUCUAGCCAACCCACCGGUCCCCGUCGCGCCCCCAGCUGGUGCUCCUGCUCCUGUUUGCCCACAGUCUGCGACUCAGUCUCCAGCCACGCAACCGUCUGCUCAGCCUCCCGCUGCUGCAUCCUCCAUCCCAGUAACUCCAGUCGCGCAACCAGUUUCAAACGUUCCACCACCGUUUACCUACCCGACUCCGAUUCCAACUGCUUCAGACGGUUCACAUUUUGGUCUUCCACCACCUUGUUUCCCUGCAAUGCCUGCUCCACCCAGACCCAUGGCUGUGCAAGCUAUUCCGGGACCGGGAAUGCCUCCUGGCACAACUCUACCGUGCCCAACGAUGCCACCUAUGCCAAUGAUGGGCCCUCCACCUAUUCCUGGGAUGCCUCCCAUGCCACAUCCUUUGUCUCAUUUCCGUCCACCUAUGCCUUUCAUGCCACCUGUAAUCCCCGUUAACCCUUUCCCUCCGACCAUGAUGCAACCUAGGAUCGUCGAUGACAUUUGGGUCGAAAACCUUACAGCUGAGGGGAAGUCAUACUAUUACAACAUGCGAACUCGUGAAACCCGCUGGGAUAGACCUGAAGGAGUCACAGUGGUACGCCAAGGUGAAGUGGAAGGCACUAUGAAGCCAGCAACAACGUUGCAAAUGACUACGACAUCUGUUUCGACAAGUGUUGGCACACCGUCUGUCCCUCCAGCUACUCUCACCAAACCUCCUGAGGUCGCAGUUUGGACUGAGUAUCAUAAUCAGGAUGGCAAAGCCUAUUAUCACAAUAUGAAAACAGGGGAGACAACUUGGGAGAAACCAAAGGUGUUGAUUGAUUGGGAAAAGCAACAGUCAGAGCCAAGCAAUCAAAAGACACCAGAACAACCAAGCCCUUCUACAGCAACGAAGGUAACUGCUACACCAACAACUGUCGCUAUUCCUGCGGCUGAAAUUAAAAAGACGGUUGUACCCGAAUCGAAUGAAAAUCCUAAACCUGCGGAAACUUUAAAAUCGGAUGCGACUGAAAACGGAGUCGUGGAGUCGAAUGAGCAAGAGGCUAAGACAGACUCAAGCAAGACCCCAAAGGAUAGUAGCCGACCGGUGUCUAGCACGGCCGUCCAUGGAACUCCAUGGUGUGUUGUGUGGACUGGUGAUGGUCGCGCAUUUUUCUUCAACCCGAGUCAGCGGCUCUCUGUUUGGGAGAAACCUGAUGAACUCAAAGGCCGGACAGAUGUUGAUCGUUUACUCGAAAAGCAACCAAAUACAUCAUUGUCAGGCAAUACUACCUCACCUCAAGCAAACUCUACCGGUAAUGACAAUGAAUCUGAAGCAGUUGAUGGAAACCCUGUCCCCAAAAGACCGCGCCUUGAAAAUGACGAAAUUAAUGGUCCUGCAAGUGAAGUAGAAGCACCUACAGCUGUUGAACAAACAGAUGAGAACGAUGCAGAUAAGUUAGGCAGUUCGCUGGAUAAGAUCCCGAUUGGACUAGAAGCUGCCAAAGAAGCUGAAGAAAGGGCCGCCAGAGAAAGAGCUGUACAACCGCUGGAAGUUCGUGUACGACGGUUCAGGGAGAUGCUGGUCGAAAUGCAGGUUUCGGCUUUCUCCACCUGGGAGAAAGAGCUGCACAAGAUUGUGUUUGACCCACGUUACCUGUUGCUUGCAAGUAAAGAAAGGAAGCAGACGUUCGAGGCCUACGUUAAAGAGCGUGCAGAAGAAGAACGACGUGAGAAAAAGAGCAAGCUCAAAGAAAAAAAAGAGAAGUUCAUCGAACUUAUGGAUGAGGCUGGGCUAAAUUCGAAAUCGUCGUUUGGAGAUUUUGCUUCAAAGUUUUCAAAAGACGAUCGCUUUAAAGCCAUCGAGAAAUCCCGUGAUCGUGAAGCCAUGUUUCAAGAUUACUUAGUAGAAUUGCGGAAACGUGAAAAAGAGGACAAGCAUCGUGAAAAAGAAAAGGUCAAAAUUGACUUCUUCAAUUUGUUGAAAGAACAAAAAAGUAUCAACCGAUACACUCAUUGGACUGAUGUCAAACGCAAGUUGGAUACUGAUCCUCGAUAUAAAGCUGUAGAUUCUUCUUCAAAAAGGGAGGAUUGGUUCCGAGAAUUUAUUCGUAAACUUGAUGAUGUCCCUGCUGUUCGUGAAGAUAGUUACACAAGGAAAGAACGAGAAAAAAAGGAACGUCAGGAAGCAUCCCUUAGAGAACGUGAGAAGGAAGUAAAGGAGGCAUUAUCGUCUUCGUUGAGGGAAAGAGACAAAGAGAGAGAACAACAUUUGCGCAAUGAACAAGAAACAAACUUUCAUUCAAUGCUGCAGGAUAUGAUUCGUGAUCCUAGUCUGUCAUGGAAAGAAGCCAAGAAAUUGCUCCGUAAAGAUCCUAGAUGGGAGGCUGUUAGUGAUGUGUUCGAACGAUCUGAACGAGAAGAGAUGUUUAAAGAACACAUCAAUGGAUUGUCUAAAAAAUCUCGCGAAAUAUUUUAUCGACUAUUGAACGAAAUCGAGGAAAUAUCUUUUGAUUUGUCGUGGAAAGAAGCAAAGAAAAUAAUAAAUACUGAUCCUCGUUUUGAAAAGAUUCCGAACGACAGAAAGAAAGAAUCCGAAUAUUUAUUGUGGGUAGAUAUGAAAAAAAAUCAGGCGAAAGAAGCCUUUAAAGAACUACUAAGAGAAACCAAAAUAAUUAACACACGAACCAAAACAACUCUUGAAGAGAACGAAAAUCACAUUUCAGAUAUUAUGGAGGCUCUUGAGAAAGAUAAACGAUUUAUCGCCUUGGAUGCGUUUGAGGAUGAACGUAAUGCUUUGAUCGAAGAUUAUAUUGAUAGUUUAGACAAAAGGCGCACUCCAACUCCAUUGUCGAUGUCAGCAAAAGAUCCCAAUCGUCGGUAG